GUUCGCAUCAGCUCCGGAAAAAGAAAUCGCCAUCUUGGUUUGUUUAUGUUGAAGAGAAUUUGAGAAACUACAUAGGCACAUAAGAAUAAGGGCUGAGAACGGAAUUACACCUGCGAAGAGCUACAUGUAGCAACAGCACAGAGAAACUGUUGCUUCGCUCGGUACUGCCCUUUGCUGCCUCGAUAGUAACAGCACAGUCAUGAGUCAACAAGGCUACCAACACCAGCAGUAUCAACGAGGACCAGCAAUGGCGCAGCAGCAGGGAGGCCAAUACAUGGAGGUUCAGGGAGGUCAGCCGAUGCAGAUGCACGACAGCAACACCAAAACUAUGAUGUGGGCCCAGAACCAUUAUGUGGCUGAUUCGGGCAUCAAUUCCCGAACCCCAUCACAGGCACCAUCUAUCAGUUCAAAGACCCACCAUAGUCAACAUGAGGAUGAAAUGAACAUGGAUGCAUCCUCAGGUAUGGGAUAUGAGGAGUGGGAUCAAGGAUACCAACCCCAGGGCUACACCCAGGAGCAGGUGGAUGAACUGAAUCAGCAGCUGAACCAGACGCGGUCGCAGCGAGUGAGAAAUGCCAUGUUUCCUGAAACGAUGGAUGAAGGAGUUCCGAUCCCGUCGACGCAGUUCGAUCCGCAGCAACCUACCGCUGUGCAGAGACUGGCCGAGCCAAGUCAGAUGCUGAAGCAUGCUGUCGUCAAUCUCAUCAACUAUCAGGACGACGCAGACCUCGCGACGCGCGCCAUCCCGGAGCUGACGAAGCUGCUGAACGACGAGGACCAGGUGGUCGUCUCGCAGGCCGCCAUGAUGGUUCACCAGCUGUCGAAGAAGGAGGCGAGCCGACACGCGAUCAUGAACUCACCGCAGAUGGUCGCCGCGCUUGUGCGCGCGAUGACCAACUCGAACGACGUGGAGACGACGCGCUGCGCCGCCGGCACGCUGCACAACCUGUCGCAUCACCGACAGGGCCUGCUCGCCAUCUUCAAGUCCGGAGGCAUCCCCGCCCUCGUGCGUCUACUCAGUUCGCCAGUGGAAUCGGUGUUAUUCUACGCGAUCACCACCCUGCACAACCUGCUUCUGCAUCAAGAAGGCUCCAAGAUGGCUGUCCGCUUGGCGGGCGGACUUCAGAAGAUGGUGAUGCUGCUGCAGCGUAACAACAUCAAGUUCUUGGCGAUUACCACCGACUGCUUGCAGAUCCUGGCGUAUGGAAACCAAGAGAGCAAGCUGAUCAUCCUUGCGAGCGGAGGACCGGGGGAGCUGGUGCGUAUUAUGCGCGACUUCAACUACGAAAAACUGCUGUGGACCACUUCACGUGUGCUGAAAGUGCUGUCGGUGUGCCCCAGCAAUAAACCUGCGAUCGUUGAAGCCGGAGGCAUGCAAGCUUUGGCCAUGCACCUCGGUCACCCAAGCACACGACUUGUCCAGAACUGUCUCUGGACUUUGAGAAAUCUCUCGGAUGCUGCCACUAAGCAGAUGCAAAACAUGGAAGGCUUGAUUUCAAUGCUGGUCCAGCUGCUCUCGUCCAACGACAUCAACGUCGUGACUUGUUCAGCUGGAAUCCUAUCCAAUCUCACGUGCAACAAUCAGCGCAACAAGGUCAUUGCCUGUCAGAGUGGUGGCAUCGAAGCUCUUGUGAGAACCUGCAUUCAGGCUGGCGAUCGAGAAGAGAUCACUGAACCUGCUGUGUGUGCGCUUCGUCACAUGACGAGCCGCCACACGGAGGCAGAGAUGGCGCAGAAUGCCGUGCGUCUCCACUACGGCCUGCCCGUGCUCGUCAAGAUGCUGCACCCUCCCAGCCGCUGGCCGCUCAUCAAGGCCGUCAUCGGGCUGAUCCGCAACCUGGCACUGUGUCCGGCGAACCACGCUCCGCUACGCGAGCACGGCGCGCUGCCCAGACUUGUGCAGCUACUGAUCAGAGCACACCAGGACACUCAGAGGCGUGCCUCUAUGGGAUCGAACAGCAGUACAUAUGCUGAUGGGGUGCGCAUGGAGGAUAUCGUAGAGGGAACUGUUGGAGCACUGCACAUCCUUGGCCGUGAAGCCCACAACCGUGCUGUCAUUCGCGGACUUACCUGCAUACCGAUAUUUGUACAGCUGCUUUAUUCCGAUACCGAGAACAUCCAGCGGGUGGCAGCAGGUGUGUUGUGUGAACUGGCUGCGGAUAAGGAAGGCGCGGAGAUCAUCGAACAAGAGGGAGCCACUGCUCCACUCACCGAACUUCUGCACUCACGGAACGAGGGAGUUGCUACCUAUGCAGCAGCAGUGUUGUUCCGCAUGUCUGAAGAUAAACCGCAGGAAUAUCGCAAAAGAUUGUCGGUGGAACUGACCAGCUCACUCUUCCGCUCUGACCAGGACUGGGGACAGCCACCCGACCUGGAUGCAAUGAUGAUGGGAGAUGAGCCUUAUAGCGAACAGAUGUAUCCACCACACAACAACCAGAAUCAACACGACCCACGUCAGUCACAAGGAGGUUACCACCCGCAUACACCGGGCAUGCAGGGUGUUCAGAUAGACAUGGGCGGUGCAAACUAUCCACCGCCACCACCGAUGGAUAUGGCAGCACCUGGAGGCAUGGAUUUCGAUACCAUGAAUCUGGAUUCUAUCCCUCCGGCUGAUAACAGCCAGAUGGCAGCGUGGUUUGAUACAGACCUCUAGAUGCAUGCGAACAAUAUCUUGGCGCUUCCCAACCAAAUGAAAUAGCCCCCCCCUUCGCGUAAGCUGUUGUGUAACUUGUUAAGGGCGGCUACUUGUUGCAACAUACCAAUAAUGGGGUAUGUGGCUUCAUAAUUACAUUGGGGAGCAAGACUACUAUUGAUGAUCUCUGGUAAACCCCUUCUACAAUUUUUGGUGAGAACGACUUUCUCAAGUAAACGUCUUGAAUUGUCAAUAGUUACGUACAGCACUAUCCAAGAUUUUAUGGGCUCUGAUCUUUUAUUACUGUUUUGGAAGUAUAUCUUGUAUUAACACGCCAUUUUAGCUUGGUAGUGCUUGAUGAUUAGGUUGUGUAUUGAAGGUCGUGAUCACUUAGAUGUGUCUGUUGCGAGUUUUAGUUGGUCGAGUAAAGUGCUUUGAAGUACUACUUGUAUCAGAGGAUAUUUGUUCAAGUAUUGUUGCAUUCAAUUAUGUUCUUUUUACGGUAAAAUUCAAUUGUUGUCAUUUUAUCACAUCAAUGUUGCAGUAAAGAUCAUGCCUUUCUAAAUUAAAAUUAGUGUCCACGCUCCAGUAACAUGGCCUGAAAACAUUCUAAUGAUAACAGAAUGUGGUUGGAUUAUUUCAACUGCCAACCAGAAUGUAUCACAGAGAGAUAUGGUUGAAUUGAUUUGUACUGAGAAGUGCAUCUCGUCACUACUUUUCUGCUGUGAUAUUUUAAGGCUGAUGAAAUGUUAUUAUUGGUUUCAGCAACAAACAAAAAUUGUACACUACUUAAGUUUUGGUCCGGUGGCUGUGGAAUGAAUGACAGCCACACUUAUUGUGUUCCCUUAACCUCUCUACUCCAUUCCAGAAAAUGAUCAUGAUAUUUAUGUCGUGUGUUUUGUACUUCCCCAGAUGGCACCACUCGUGCUUUAUAUCUUGACUGUUUAUGUGUUGUAUGUGUAACAAUGGCGACAAAGUGUACAAAAAGCAGCCAAUAUUAUUAUUAAGAACACAAAAACUGGACUGUUGGUCCGAGCAUGUUUACGCAAGAUAUAACCUAUAAAUUACAUUUCAGCGAGCAGUUUCAAUCCUAUGUCGUAGGUCGGGGGGUCAACAUUGCUUUAUGUACACCAAGUGUUGUAUAUGUAUAAUACUAACCCUGUAGAAGUUACUUGAUAUCAGAGUAUCAUUUUAGUGAUUUUAUGUUCUUUAUUUUAUCUAGCUAGUUUUAUGUCGUGAACGUGCUUUAAAAAUACAUGUACUGGUGUCUCCAGUUUGCUAAUAUGUAAAACUUCAUGCAAUGUUUAAAAGUUGGUAAACCUCCGAAAGCACAUGCAUUUUACUACUUGUGUCUGCAUGAUGUAAAAUAAAGGGUUGUUAAACAAGCGAUAAUGCUAGAUGUUGUCACCAUGGGAAGUAAAAUACUAGCCAGUCGUUAUUGAGCAGUGACGGCUUAAAAAGGCCUGCCAUUCAUUUGCAAGGCAAUCCUAAAUUUAUUAUAAGCUCAUAAAACAACCCAUGUCUAAUUUGAAAUUAAUGUUUAAGACCAACCAGCUUACACCAACUGAAUUCAGAUCAUUCCGAUACAAAUGUCUCCUUUAUACUUGUCAGCAAUAUUAUGUAUUAAAACAAAUAUUUACUUUAAUAAAGUUUUGCUCUUUUUAA
Molecule: messenger RNA, 4297 nt
Organism: Priapulus caudatus
Lineage: Eukaryota; Metazoa; Priapulida; Priapulimorpha; Priapulimorphida; Priapulidae
Product: catenin beta-like
Exons: 16
Coding region: 200-2653 (817 amino acids)
Biological process (GO): positive regulation of transcription by RNA polymerase II; cell adhesion
Cellular component (GO): adherens junction; catenin complex
Molecular function (GO): alpha-catenin binding; cadherin binding; transcription coactivator activity
Source: RefSeq, a predicted model, not a curated record